This is a messenger RNA of Humulus lupulus (European hop), 1617 nucleotides long. RefSeq lists its product as uncharacterized. Gene Ontology annotation, cellular component: nucleolus; preribosome, large subunit precursor. The record is from RefSeq and is a predicted model, not a curated record. Bases 243 to 1289 code for a protein of 348 amino acids. Gene Ontology annotation, molecular function: rRNA primary transcript binding. The transcript has 12 exons. Gene Ontology annotation, biological process: maturation of 5.8S rRNA; maturation of LSU-rRNA. Lineage: Eukaryota; Viridiplantae; Streptophyta; Magnoliopsida; Rosales; Cannabaceae.
AUAAACUUACAAAAACCCUAGAAAAACCCUCACUCGCUGACGACGUCGUUCAGCGGCUUCUUCCCCACCCCACGGUCAGCGACUCGGCGGCGUUCACACAGUCCGACAGUCCCACGGUUAUAUAGCUUAAAAGUCCCGGUUUCCUCAAACUUAAACCCUAAGCCCUGCUUUGUCCCACCCCACACUGCACAACCGUACAUAUUGAUACCUCUUAACUCUUUGAGUGGAGUAGUCGAGAAACAAUGGUGGUGAAGAGAAAGAGGAACGAUUCCAGAGGUGGAGAUGAAGAGGAAUCGGAAGCAAAGCUGACUAUGAAGAAAGAGAUACUACCAUCUAUGAUAAAAAACAAAGAUAAAAGAUCAGAGGUUCAUGCCAAGCUUAAGCAGCAGAAGAAACUCGAGAAGCGAAAGAAAGUUAAGGCUCGCGAUGCCGCCAUUUCCCGUGCUCUGGAGCUGGGUGAGGAGCCUCCAGCGAAGAAGAUCCCUCGCACUAUUGAAAACACAAGGGAAGUUGAUGAGACAAUAUGCAUGGUCGACGAUGAAGAGUUAUAUGCUGGAAUUGAUGCCGAUGAGUUUAGUUCAACUUUAAAGCGUGAAAGUACUCCAAAGAUAUUAAUCACCACAUGCCGUUUCCAUUCUUCGAGAGGACCUGCUUUUAUAUCUGAACUACUCUCCGUGAUUCCAAAUGCACAUUAUUACAAGAGAGGAACCUAUGACUUGAAAAAGAUUGUAGAAUAUGCUAAUAAGAAGGACUUCACUUCUAUUAUCGUCGUUCACACCAAUCGGAGGGAGCCAGAUGCUCUCCUAUUCAUUAACUUGCCCGAAGGACCUACUGCUCAUCUCAAACUAUCGAAUCUUGUUUUGCGCAAGGAUAUUAAGAAUCAUGGAAAUCCAACAAGCCACGAACCUGAGCUUGUGCUGACUAACUUUACAACUCGCCUGGGUCAUCGCAUUGGAAGAUUGAUUCAAUCAAUUUUUCCACAAGAGCCUAAUUUCCGUGGUCGAAGAGUCGUUACUUUUCACAAUCAGCGAGACUUUAUUUUUUUCCGACAUCAUAGGUACAUUUUUGAUUCAAAAGAAACUAAGCAGGCUGAUUCGAAAGGUAAGUCAAAGGAUGCAAAGGGUGAGGUCCCUCAACAGAAACUAAUUGCUCGUCUUCAGGAGUGCGGACCUCGUUUCACGCUAAAGCUAACGAGCUUGCAGCAUGGAACAUUCGAUACCAAGGGCGGCGAAUACGAGUGGGUUCACAAGCCGGAAAUGGACACUAGCCGAAGGAGAUUUUUCUUGUGACUUGGUUUGAAGUGUUGCUUUCGAGUAUUUGUGGUGAAAUGGCAGAGCUCAGUUGAAGUUCCUCGUCAUGAUUUUUUUACGUGAGAGAUUUAUAAAUAUUUAUUGAGUUGUUGGUAUAGUUAUGUAUGGAAUGGUGGAAAAAAAUAAAACAUGAUUUUUCUUCCUUCAUCCUGUCACCCACCCCAGUCUUCCUUGUGACCCUUGUUGUUAAUUAACCCGCGGUCGAAUUGUUCUCGGGCUAAGCUUGAGGAGGUCCAUUCUUAAAUUUUUUAUUUAUUUUGAAUUUAGGGAUUUUUUCUUAAAUAUAUAUAUUUUUUUACUUUUUUAC